AUGGCCGCCUACACCUACGAAAUGGGUCACGAGUUUAACUUCGCAGUCACCAAAACAGUUGUCCACACCGGAAACAAGACAGGCCGAGAAGUGGUUGGAGCCUGGGUCUCAGUCAAUCAAUUUAUCGAUCUGGCGCCGGCGUAUGGAGCCCUGCGAAGUCACCUCCAGUCUUUCGCCGUCGAUUGGCCUGCAUGUUCUACAACUGUCGCUCGUUCUGUUGCUGCUAUGACCUCCGUCUCACCAAAGAGUCUAUGA
Messenger RNA from Spirometra erinaceieuropaei, 255 nucleotides. Lineage: Eukaryota; Metazoa; Platyhelminthes; Cestoda; Diphyllobothriidea; Diphyllobothriidae. The record is from the annotation of a GenBank genome assembly.